Fonsecaea multimorphosa CBS 102226 is the source of this 972-nucleotide messenger RNA. RefSeq lists its product as uncharacterized. The coding region runs from base 1 to 972 and encodes 323 amino acids. The transcript has a single exon. NCBI's taxonomy places the organism in Eukaryota, Fungi, Ascomycota, Eurotiomycetes, Chaetothyriales, Herpotrichiellaceae. The record is from RefSeq and is a predicted model, not a curated record.
AUGGAGCCAUUCCUGCUCACGUUGUCGAACGAUGCACGUCUCUCAGGCUUUUGUUCCAUCCCUGGCAAGACUACUACCACCCCACGGUAUCGCCCUCUGAUAGUCGCCCUACAUGGAGGCUCCUACACUUCAAAGUACUUUGACGCGGUCCCAGAACACUCUGGUGGGACGAUAUCCGGAACAACUGGGGUACCUUUCGUGGCCAUUGAUCGUCCGGGAUACAGGGAGAGUUCGAGCCUGCCCGCUGUCCCGCAUGGAUCUACGUUUGCACAAGAAGAAGGGAAAUACUUGCAUCAAUAUAUCCUACCCAAGAUCUGGGAGGAAUACGGCGUGCCAUCAGGGGCCAGCUCGCUAGUGGUGAUGGGUCAUUCCCUUGGCUGUUCUCCCUGCGUAGUGGCUGCAGCCUUGCAUUCUCAGGAGGCUGAGCCGCAAUAUCCAUGGGUGGGAAUGAUCCUCUCCGGCCGUGGUAUUGUGUCAGCAUUUACCCAGGCACAGGGCGAAGAACAGCUGGCCCGAGGGAGACAGCUUGGCUAUAUAGAAUACCCCCCAGGCGUGAAGGACUUUCUCAUGUUUAGCGACCCUAAGCUGGGACUGGCGAGCGCAGAGAUACGGCGGAUUUCGGAGGAAAUCACGCAUCGGGCACCAUUCGGAGAGUUUGAAGACAGAAGACUUCAUUGGGACCAUUACUGGAAGGGAUAUGCCAAACAGGUCAAAAUCCCCGUGGUGACAGCCAUCGGAGAGCGAGAUGCGCUGUUCCAGGCGUCGCAGCAAGACAUUGAGGAAUUUGCCGGGGCAUUCAGCAACUCCCCGAAAGUCGAAGCUGUGCUGGUUGCUAACGCUCCUCACUGUCUGGAACUGAGUCACUGGGGACCUGCUUGGCUGUUGAGAUGUUUUGGGUUUGCGAUUGAGUGUGCGACCAGUGCGGCGCUACAGCCUGUUGGAACUGAGCUGAGAAAGUCAGAAAGGCAGUGA